UCAAGCUCAAGAGACGUGUGUGUUUUGUAACAGGAAGAGUAUUCCGUAUUCGAACUUCGAAAAGGCCAAUAAGCCCUUGAAUCUUAAUCCCUGUUUGGUCUCUCCCAGACAAAACAUCGAUCACCAGGAAAGAAACUAUUGCUUAUUGGAGCGAAAGAAAAAAGAGAAAUCAAAUUCCAUACCCAAUUCAACCUCGGCGUCGUCCCAAUUUAGAUAGAAACAUCGUUGGGGAAUUAGGGUUUUGGGUUUCAAAUUGAAGAUCGUGUGUUUUAUCACCUGGGUUUUGCUGGAGAAUUCAAGAUUUUGAUGAGAAUUUGUGUUUUAGGGCUGUGAGGAAUUUUGGGUGUGAAAAUGUCGCCCAAUGAAAACCAUUCUCGAAUCAACACUUUAGAGCUUAAAGCUCUGGUUUCCAGAAAGAUUGGGCCUGAGAGGGCUAAGAAAUACUUUGAUCAGCUUAGAAGGUUAUUCAGUUGCAAGAUUAGCAAAUGUCAGUUUGAUAAGUUCUGCAUUCGGAUUAUUGGGAGAGAAAAUAUCCCUCUUCACAACCAGCUUAUAAAAGCGAUUAUCAAGAAUGCUUGCGUAGCCAAAGUUCCACCAUUGAAAGGUAAUAGGAAAGUGGAAAAUACUCUUAAUGUUAAGAUUUCAAAUGGAUUUCAGAGAAAUAGUCUCCAUUCACUUUAUGGGGAUGCCUUUCCUCCUUCCCCUCGCAAGGGAAGGUCUCCGGGUAGUAGGGAUCGCAAGUUUAGGGACCGCCCAAGUCCUUUGGGGCCACAAGGGAAACCCGAAAGUGUUGUGUGUGACGAAUUGGUUUCUAAGGCAGAAGAGCAGCAAAGUGCAACAGAGUUGGUUUCUCUUGAUAGCAGACCCCCAGUUGAAGUUGUAUCUGUUGAAGAUGGCGAAGAGGUUGAGCAAAUGGCAGGAAGCCCAGGUGUUCAAAGUAGAAGCCCUGUAACAGCUCCACUUGGUAUAUGCAUGAAUUUGACUGGGGCUCGUAAAUCUCUUUCGAAUGUAUCCGUAUCCAGUGAUUAUCAUCCAGAGACCUGUCAGAACAGUGGUGAGCUACCUGAUACAAGAUCUUUAAGAAGUCGUCUGGUGAGGAAGUUGGAGAUGGAGGAGGGCAUCAGUGUCUCAGUGGACUGUGUUAACCUGUUGAAUAAUGCAUUGGAUGUGUACUUGAAGAGAUUGAUUGAGCCCUGUAUGGGUUUAGCUGGGUCAAGGUGUGGAAAUGAUCACUUUAAACCACUGAGCCAUCAAUUCCGACCUGGUAUUGGUCAGAUGUUGUCUGGUAGAUACGCACAAAGAGCAGCAAGAUCUACUAACAUUUCCAUGUUUGAUUUUCGUGUCGCUAUGGAAUUGAAUCCCCAAAUACUUGGACCGGAUUGGGCAAUACAGCGUGAGAAGAUUUGUUUGCGUGAUUAUGAAGAAUGAACAAAGCCUUCUUAUCUUAGCACAUGGAUUAGAAAUUCAGCAGUGGAUGAGAUCAUGGACAUGAGUUCAUAUCCAUAUUCUUUUGAAGAUUCAGUAUUUUGAGUUGAUUAUAGUCUUAUAUGAUGUUGGUCUAGACUGUUAUGGAAUUUUACAGGCACACCAAAAGGAAUAAGUUCUGGAUUUUUAUGGGAAGUUUUGAAUCAAGUUGGUUAGGUUACACUUAGAUAUAGGCAUUAAUGAUUGUAGGGGAGGGGUUGUUCAUACAUUUAAUGUUAACUUCUAGACACAAUUAAGAGUCUCACUUUUGAAGUGUAACACCAUUUUUCAAUCGAUAUCUCUUUUGUUGAUGUACCAAGUUAAGCAUUUAAGAAAGCAUUAUUUUGUUCAGAAUGGUCACUGUAAUUUCAGUUUACCGUUAAAGUUUUUACUAAGUUAAGAACUUAAUCUGGAAUCAGAUUUUUUAUGGACAGUAUCUGAUUCAAAUAUAUCAUUCCUCCCUUGUAAUCA
Corylus avellana is the source of this 1935-nucleotide messenger RNA. RefSeq lists its product as uncharacterized. NCBI's taxonomy places the organism in Eukaryota, Viridiplantae, Streptophyta, Magnoliopsida, Fagales, Betulaceae. The record is from RefSeq and is a predicted model, not a curated record. Gene Ontology annotation, molecular function: transcription coactivator activity. Gene Ontology annotation, cellular component: SAGA complex. Gene Ontology annotation, biological process: regulation of transcription by RNA polymerase II.